UUCCCCACUUCUGGUAUAUUUUUUUUUUGCCUUUCCAGUUUCCAAUGCACCAUCUUCCUAAAACCAAUGCCAUUUCCAGAUAAUGGCGAACCCUUCAUGGCCCUCCCUUCCCGCCCUCGCUGCCCUAACCGCCUCUCUGCUCGUUCUGGCGGUGGGCCUUUCCUUUUCCCAUCCCCCCAAGGCCCGGAUUCCGACCACCCUCGACGGCCCCUUCCGCCCCGUCACCGUCCCCUUCGACCUCAGCCUGCGCGGCAACGCCGUCGACUUGCCGGACAACGAUCCUAGAGUUGUCCGCCUCGUUAAGGGCUUCGAGCCCGAGCAGAUUUCCGUCACUCUCUCCGCCACUUACGAUUCCGUUUGGAUCUCCUGGAUUACAGGGAAAUCGCAAAUUGGAUACAACAUAAAGCCGUUGGAUCCCAAAAGUGUGAAGAGUGUUGUUCGUUAUGGAAAGUUUAGGAAUCCACCAACGCAUGAAGCAACGGGAUAUUCUCUUGUUUACAGUCAGCUUUACCCUUAUGUGGGUCUUCAGAACUACACUUCUGGAAUCAUCCACCAUGUUCGUCUUACAGGGUUGAAACCCAAUACAAGGUACUUUUAUAGAUGUGGAGAUCCUUCUAUACCUGCCAUGAGUGACAUUCACCAUUUCAAGACCAUGCCGGUACCCGGUCCGAAGAGCUACCCCAAGAGAAUAGCAAUUGUGGGAGAUCUUGGCCUUACCUACAAUACAACCACCACAGUUGGUCACUUGACUAGUAAUGAUCCUGAUCUUAUGCUCUUGAUUGGUGAUGUUACUUAUGCAAACUUAUACCUCACAAAUGGAACUGGCUCUGACUGCUAUUCCUGCACGUUUGCGGACACUCCGAUACAUGAGACCUAUCAGCCUCGAUGGGAUUACUGGGGAAGGUUUAUGCAGAAUUUGGUUUCUAGAGUUCCGAUAAUGGUGGUAGAAGGGAAUCAUGAAGUAGAAGAACAGGUUGAGAACAAGACAUUCGUGGCUUAUAGUUCUCGGUUUGCAUUCCCAUCUGCAGAAAGUGGAUCUUCGUCCCCAAUGUACUACUCGUUUAAUGCAGGGGGGAUUCAUUUCAUUAUGCUUGGAGCCUAUACUCUCUUUGACAAAUCAUCGGAGCAAUACAGGUGGCUGGAGCAAGAUUUGGCCAAGGUAGACAGAUCCGCAACUCCAUGGCUGGUAGCUACUUGGCAUGCACCGUGGUACAGUACCUAUGUAGCCCAUUACAGAGAGGCAGAAUGUAUGAGACUGGAAAUGGAAGAGUUACUUUACUCUUAUGGCGUUGAUAUAGUGUUCAGUGGACAUGUUCAUGCCUACGAGAGGUCAAAUCGAGUUUAUAAUUACACAUUAGAUCCAUGUGGUCCUGUGCAUAUCACUAUUGGUGAUGGAGGUAAUCGAGAGAAGAUGGCAAUCCAACAUGCUGAUGAACCUGGUCUGUGCCCAAAGCCAAGUGCUGAUGAAUACCUCGGCAUGUGUGCAAGAAAUUUUACAUCCGGUCCAGCAGCUGGUAAAUUUUGUUGGGAUCAGCAACCAGAUUACAGUGCUUUCAGAGAAAGCAGCUUUGGCCAUGGGAUCCUUGAGGUGAAGAAUGAGACUUGGGCUCUAUGGACAUGGUACCGAAAUCAGGACUCUGAAGAUAAUGUGGGAGAUCAAUUUUACAUAGUGAGGGAACCAGAUAGAUGCCUUGUCCCGCAGGUGGUUGAAAGUUGGCCUACUGAUCUAUGAUUUGCACUGCUGGGAAAUUUACUCUGGUUUUUGAAGUUACAUAAGCAUCGAGUUUACUUCUCAUAGAGUCCCUGAUGGAAAGGGCAGCUCAGGCAGGACUAAUGAACAAAUUCUCAGUCGGCAUCACCGAGAUCUUGUUUUUAUACACACAUAAGAUAGAAGGGGGAAAUUACUUUUUAUACCUCAAGAUUGUCUACUACUGUCCAUCUUUGUAUUCUGUAACAUUGAUAUACAACUGAAAUAGUCUGUAAACUAAAAAACCUCAUAUAUACAUCUCAAAUAUAGAUAUGAUUAGACAAAGUUCAUGAA
Molecule: messenger RNA, 2041 nt
Organism: Rosa rugosa (rugosa rose)
Lineage: Eukaryota; Viridiplantae; Streptophyta; Magnoliopsida; Rosales; Rosaceae
Product: purple acid phosphatase 15
Exons: 7
Coding region: 83-1732 (549 amino acids)
Molecular function (GO): acid phosphatase activity; metal ion binding
Source: RefSeq, a predicted model, not a curated record